This is a messenger RNA of Trypanosoma grayi, 576 nucleotides long. RefSeq lists its product as hypothetical. NCBI's taxonomy places the organism in Eukaryota, Euglenozoa, Kinetoplastea, Trypanosomatida, Trypanosomatidae. The record is from RefSeq and is a predicted model, not a curated record. Bases 1 to 576 code for a protein of 191 amino acids. The transcript has a single exon.
AUGUGCAACGGCGCGGCGGGGAGCAGGGGCCGCUAUUCCACGCGAGAGCAGAAGUCCCAGGCGCAAGUUGAGAUGGCCUGCGCCAAACAAAGCAAAGACAGUGAAAAGGAAAACAAUAGUUCCCCAACCACGAAGGAUUGGAACGGGGGUGUGGGAGGGAAAAGGCACCAAAAGAGACACAAGGAGGAAAAACAGCAACGUGGACGGCGCUGCUGGAACGAAGCGGGUGCUCGAAGACUCCGUCUUCCGUGUGAUGCCUCAGCGUGCCAGUUCAUCAGCCGUCGUUUUGCGUGGUCCCGUUCAUCCCUCCUCGUCCACGCCUUGAUUUAUCCCACAUUAUCACUGCUGCUGCUUCUUCUGCUGUUUGUCACGCUUCUUAUUACGGUUUGCUUGUGUUUCAUCCUUCAGCAACGUGUGAACUAUCGUGACUGCGCCACUCGCUGCUCUCAUAUGGGCGUUUCGCACGCGUUGCUGUGUGCCUCCACGAAUCCGAGUCAUUUUGAUUCCUUUCCGUCUGCUUCUCGUCCACACAGACACACCCAUAUUGCCGUUCUGUCUAUAUUUGUAUAUAUAUGA